CGAGUGAGUGAGUGUGUGCAAAACAUUCAUGCCAAAAGGCAUCAUCAUCACCACUCCAGCUCAAUACCCAUCAGUGAAGGCUGAAAGAAAGGUUCUGCCUGCCUCCUCAAUUAGUAGAAGGAAGCGGCAUACACAUACAAGAGAGAAGAGACGAAGGCAGCAUGGGCUUUCAACUUUAAUUAGUUAGAAUAAACCAAACGGCCUGGAUGGUUUUCUUUUUUUUCUUUUUCUUUUCUUUUCUCCUUCUUUCUUUAUUAUAUCCUGUUUCUGUUUCUGUUUCUCUCUCUCUUUAUUAAUUUCUCCUUUUUCCUCUUCUCACAUAAUUAAACCGCGCAGCCUAGCUAUUACUACAUACAUCCGCUUCAUAAAUUAGCAAAGUCUUAAAGGUGCUAUUCUGUGCUAUGUGUUUGAAGCCACACCCAACUUUUCCUUUAUUAUAAAUUUUUAUUCGUCACUGCAGAGAGAGAGAGAGAGAGCUCUAUGUGGUUUAUGCUUAAUUUCUAUGGUUAAAGCAGCAGCCUGGAGCCACUAGCUAGUUUCUAAAUAAUCGAAUCGUUAUCUGAUGAAUUAGAUGAUUGCAAGAUGUGAUCCAGUUCCAAUAUAUAUUAAUCAAAGUGUUGGAUUUGUGAGUUAUAGAUAGAAGAGAAUGAUGAUAAGUAGUAGUAGCAGUAGUGGAUUGUUGCAUAGAAAAAGAAUUGAAAAUAACAAGGAAAGAAGUAGAAUCGAUGAAUAAGAUGGAUCUGAUAGAUGCGAAGCUGCAAGAAGAGCAUCAAUUGUGUGCAUCAUCGUGGAAACAGUGCCCCGCUUGUGGACAUAAGUUUGAAGGCAGCAGCGGGAAGAAGGGGGAGUGGGAGUGGGUAGGUCUGCCAGCAGGAGUGAAGUUCGAUCCAACAGACCAAGAACUGAUAGAGCAUCUAGAAGCAAAAGUAGAGGCAAAGAGAUCGCACCCUUUGAUCGAUGAGUUCAUUCCCACCAUCGAAGGAGAAGAUGGAAUCUGUUACACCCAUCCCGAGAAGCUUCCAGGUGUGACGAGGGAUGGGUUGAGCAGACACUUCUUUCACAGGCCAUCAAGGGCGUACACCACUGGAACACGGAAGAGAAGAAAGAUUCUUCAAAACGAUGAGGCAGAGGCCGAGAGAGGAGAGACACGGUGGCACAAGACCGGUAAGACAAGGGCCGUUAUGCUCAAGGGAAAGCAGAAGGGGUGCAAGAAGAUUCUGGUGCUGUACACCAACUUCGGCAAGAACAGGAAGCCUCAGAAGACCAACUGGGUCAUGCAUCAGUACCACCUCGGACUCCAUGAAGAGGAGAAAGACGGGGAGCUCGUCGUCUCUAAGAUUUUCUACCAAACUCAGCCCAGGCAAUGCAGUUGGUCGUCUUCUUCUUCUUCUUCUUCAAUUACUGCUGCUGCUCCCUCUCUCAAAACUAAUAAUGACACGUGUCCCGUUCUUGGAUUCCCUCCUAUGGAACAUUUCAGCAGCUUCAUUCCUCUCAGAAAACCCCUCCAUAAUGAGCAGGAAGUUGGAAUAGGAGGGGAAACUUGCACACCAGCGUCACAUAUUCCUUCAUCAAAUCCUGUUGGAGUCUUCCAUCACAACACUUCCAUCAUCCUUGACGACCUUAUCUCCGCUAGAUUCAUGACUCCUCCUCCUCCUCCUCAUUUCCACCAGCAGCAUGAUAAUAAAGUAGUAGGAGGAACCUCUGCUUCUGGUUUAGAGGAACUCAUCAUGGGCUGCACUUCAACUUCAACCACUCAUAAUAUCACCAAAGAGGCAUCAAUGACAAACACAAACCCACAAGAAGCUGAGUGGUUGAAGUACUCUUCUUAUUGGGCUGACCCUCUGCCUCAGCCUCAGCCUCAUCUUCAUGGGGCGUGGCUUUUCGAGUCUCAACGGAAAUAACUGCUGCAUGUGUGCACUGUAACGGCACAUACAUCAAGUUGGAAACAAACAACAAAGGAGGGAAGAACAAAUUGAAUCAAAUUCAAGAAAAUGAAAAUAACCGCAAGAAAAUUAAAGCUGCUGUUCUACCUCCUCAUCACACAAAGAAACAGUUUGAUAAUGCAUCAAAAUCAUCACUAUUACCAAUAUAGUAUCUU
Arachis stenosperma is the source of this 2098-nucleotide messenger RNA. Its product is annotated as NAC domain-containing protein 75-like. The transcript has 7 exons. Gene Ontology annotation, cellular component: nucleus. Lineage: Eukaryota; Viridiplantae; Streptophyta; Magnoliopsida; Fabales; Fabaceae. Gene Ontology annotation, biological process: regulation of DNA-templated transcription. Gene Ontology annotation, molecular function: DNA-binding transcription factor activity; transcription cis-regulatory region binding. The coding region runs from base 726 to 1901 and encodes 391 amino acids. The record is from RefSeq and is a predicted model, not a curated record.